Zerene cesonia (dogface butterfly) is the source of this 707-nucleotide messenger RNA. RefSeq names its product ATP synthase subunit d, mitochondrial (gene ATPsynD). Gene Ontology annotation, biological process: proton motive force-driven ATP synthesis. Gene Ontology annotation, molecular function: proton transmembrane transporter activity. The record is from RefSeq and is a predicted model, not a curated record. The transcript has 3 exons. The coding region runs from base 100 to 621 and encodes 173 amino acids. Lineage: Eukaryota; Metazoa; Arthropoda; Insecta; Lepidoptera; Pieridae.
UUAAUCUGUGCUGUCAAUUAUCUUGUCGAUGGUUACAAGAAAUUGUCAAUUUAUUAGUGACGGUGUCUGGAAAGGUCCUUCGGAAAAUUUUUGAAAAAAAUGGCAAAAAGGAUUUCACAAAGCUCAAUCAAUUGGGCUGCCCUCGCUGAGAGGGUCCCGCCCAAUCAAAAAGCCAAUUUGGCUGCUUUCAAACUGAGAUCCGACACCUAUCUACGAAGGGUUUUGGCUAACCCUCCCGAAGCACCAAAAAUUAACUGGUCGCAGUACAAAGCUGCCAUCACUAUUCCCGGCAUGGUAGAUAACUUCCAGAAGCAAUAUGAAGCUCUGAAGAUCCCCUACCCUGCUGAUACACAGACAUCCCAGGUUGAAGCACAAUGGUCUGAGAUCCAAAAGGAAAUUCAAGCCUUCGUUCAGCAAUCCAAUACUAAUAUUGCCAAAUACGAGAAGGAAAUAGCUGAAACCAAGGCCCUGCUGCCAUUUGACCAGAUGACAAUGGAAGACUUCCGUGAUGCCUACCCAGAAUUGGCUAUCGAUCCUAUCAACAAGCCUACCUUCUGGCCCCAUGAUGCUGAAAAUCAGUUGGAUUAUGUGGACCCAGACCAGAAAGCCCCAGCUCAUUAAAUAUUUAAAUAUAAUAUGAUACCUUUCAUGAAGUGUAAGAGCAAGUUGUUUAUUAUUGAUGUAGGAAUAAAGUGAUGUCAACAAAA